AUGCUGUUCCAUAUUGCUCGUGCAGCCCACGCUCUCGUUACGGCUCCGUUUCCAACAGGUUGGCGAUACGCCUAUUUCCAUACCGUUCUCUGUGCUCGUGUUAAAGGCAAUGCAAUGCGUCUUGCAAUGGAUGUUGAACGCCGUGCCCGUGGAGAGGUUGUGGAGAAGAAACCAAAGAAGGUUCAUGAGCUGCCGCUUUGUCAAGCAAUGGAACUUUGUAAGAGCGCAUUAUCUUCGUAUAAUCGUGCGGAAGCUGAGGACCACCAGGGAUCAAGUAAAAAGUCUAGACGACGUCGACCUCGCUGCGUUUGUUGUUUGCAAAACACGAAUUUUGGAAUUCCAUGGGAUUUGUACUACAAAACCGUCGCUAAAAUUGGACAUUUCACGUGGUCGGCUACAUCACCUGGAAUCCCACCUCCUCGUUUAAAUACUUUCUAG
Angiostrongylus costaricensis is the source of this 438-nucleotide messenger RNA. Lineage: Eukaryota; Metazoa; Nematoda; Chromadorea; Rhabditida; Metastrongylidae. The record is from the annotation of a GenBank genome assembly.